Effrenium voratum is the source of this 3205-nucleotide messenger RNA. NCBI's taxonomy places the organism in Eukaryota, Dinophyceae, Suessiales, Symbiodiniaceae. The record is from the annotation of a GenBank genome assembly.
AGUUCGGCUCGAGGUCUCGCCGCGCGCGCCGCGAGCGGGACCGGGCGAUGUUGUUUGAGCGGGGCUUUGCCUCAUGGAUCCUUUUUCCGUAUCUUUGGGCACUCGUUUGGGGUGCCCGGCCGGCCCCCACCAUCGCCCCGCUGGCCGCUAAUGAAAAGCGGAGGGAGGGCGGAGCCUUCAGCACGUUGCAGGACCCAGGUGGCUGCUCAGAAGCCAUGACAUCCCUCACGGAGGCCUGUUCCGUGAGCGUCUUCGUGACCAUGGCCUCCACGGUGGCCUCCUCCGUGGACUGCGAGUUCGAAAGGACCAACAACCUGCUGGAGAUCAUGGCCGCCCUCUUCCUGCGUGCAGACGAUGCGGAGCUGAAGAGCAAACAGCUCAAGGACCCACCCAGCUGGGAUGAGAUAAACAAGUGCACCGUGAACAACUGCCACUCCUGCCAAGAGCAACGGUACUUCACCUACAACGGCAAGAAGGUCUUGGUCCUUCCGCAGCCAAGCAAGACGGGCAGAUAUUUCACCUACCAGGCGAACGAGCCCCGGGUGAUGACCCCGAAUGAGGUCCCGCGGGUCGAGAAGGAUAUGGUGCAACGAGGUUUGCGAUUUGCAGGGCUUGCAGCGGGGCUCUACGAUUACAAGCAAACCGAGAAGGUGCUUUUUACGCCGCACCUGCAUAUGAGGCUGCAGUAUUUCGGGAAUGACCCCGCGGUGGUCAUGAAUUUGUGGGGCCUCGACGCGGACAACGCGAGCGACGGCUGCGAGGGCGGGCCCAACCCGCGGAACGUGAUCCCAGCCAAACUCUACUCAGAGGUCUUCAACACAUCCAAGACGCACACCUCCAAGGAGCCUGAGAGGCAAAUCUAUUGGACAACGUCCCACGAGAGCCGGAAGACCGGGUACCUGACUUCUGAGGCCUCGGCAGUGGCGUACAAGGCGACCAUGCAGGGCGAGGAGAAGGUGUACGAACCCAUGGGCACAGUGACUAUGACGGUGAACAUGAGCUACGCAGGGGAGGCCUUGGGUGGUAUACCCCUGAGCCCGAAUGACUACGCGAUCAUCACGGACAAGUCUGGGUCCAUCAUCAUGAUGACGCCCCAGGCCCGGAAGGUGGUGUUCCACGAGGGCAUGACGGAAGCAAAGAUCCAGAACCCCGAGAACCAAAUGCCAUGCAAGGAGUAUGUGAUCCCCCCAGACAACUGCUGGUGGGACGCGCCACCUCCCCUCACGCUGCUCCAUGCGCAGAAAGAGGCAGAGCAGUACAGCGGCAUCGAUUUCAGCCGCAUGCUCGGGAGGGUCUUCACCGACACACCCCUGGAGAAGCAGCUCUGCUCGGCCGGCGUCAGGACUACGACCUUCACGGUGCCCAAGUGCCACUGCAAGGACCUGGACCUUGCGGCCAACUGCACCUGCGAGCACCUGGCGGUCUUCUGCCGCCUCAUCGCCUUCCCGGACUGGUCCAUCGUGGUCUUUGCCCCCGUGGAGGAGCUGCAGUCUGCCGCGCAGUACACCGUGGACAAGGAGAACAUCACCAAGACGAACAUCAAUUCCAAGGAUGCCAAGGAUGGCAAGGAGGGGAACAUCUACGAGGACAACAUCACCUUGACCAACACGGGCCGCGUGCCCUUGCCCUUCGACGUGGCGGUGAGUGCCGCGGACGGCGACAACGCCUCGUGCAUCACCGUGGACCCACAGAACGGGACGCUGGAGCCAGGGGCUCAGGCGGUGCUCACCUUGAAGUUCGACCUCGACAAGUUCGGUACAGGCACCAGCUCUGGAUGGGUUUUGGUUCAGCCGGACCUCGUGGACGGCCUGGGGGCCUGCUUCCGGAACCGCGCGGGCACGCGCUUCCACUUCACUCGGCCGAAGAAGCCCUCCUUCCUCUGGAGGACGAUGCAGCGGAACGGCAUUCCGCUUUCGGUUGCCGUGAUGUUGGUCGCCACAAUGAUCCUCUACCGCGUGGUGAGCUCAUGGCUGAGCUCGUACUAUGGGAACUUGAGCAAGGAGAGGAGCACCAUCGACAAGGCGCUGGCAGCCACACAGGAGCUGUCUUUCCCCAUGGUUCUGCUGCCCGUGGCCAUCUUCAGGAAGCACAAGCGCUUCGUGGCCUUCGAGGAUACCUUGAACGAGUCCUUGUGGCUGCACACCAUCCAAGACAUCGACAACUUUCUGAACAAAGAGCUCAAGGGCAAGCCGGGCAAGAAGAACAAGGUGAUCUUCAUGUCGCACCAGUGGACGGCCUUCGCAGAGCCGGAUCACACCGGGGAACAGUAUAAGGGUAUGGUGGAGGCCGUGGACACCGUGAUCAAGAACAACGGCUGGGAUGAGGAGGACACCUACGUCUGGCUGGACUACAGCUCCAUCCCCCAGCGGCACCGGCCCUCCCAGACGGCGGCCAUCAACUCGCUGACGGUCUACGCGGCCAAGGUCUCCACCUUCGUGGUGGUGGCGCCCAAGGUGGACCACUGCAACCUGGAGGGCGUCAUCUGCGACGAGGAGAGUUAUAAGAUGCGGGCCUGGUGCCGCGCCGAGCAACUCUCACACCUGCUGGCGCAAGCUGGAGACAACAUGUUCUUGGCCAAGAAGAAUGAGACUUCAGGUGUCCCCGACAUCAUCCGGCUGAACGAUAACAAGGAGUGGCUGGAGCAGUCCAUUGAGGUCUUCAAGGGUCAGCUCACCUGCUGCCGUCGCAAGCACGAGGGUAUGGACAUGUGCGACCGGGAGCGGCUGGUGGUGCCCAUGCUGGGCUUGUGGGCCCAGCUCUGCCGCACCGUGCAGAACUCGGCCACGACCUCCCAGGGGCCGAAAGAGGCGGAGCGGCCCUUUGCCGACUUGCAGGAGAUUCAUGAGCAUCUCUGUGGAAGGAUCAAGGAGGUCUUCCCUGAGACCUUCACCUAUGAGACUGAGGCUGGAUCGGAGGAGCGGAGUUUGUUCGGCAAGUUGGUGGAGCGCCUGGAGGAGCGCCUCAGCCACGAGGCCAAGGAGCCCACGCCCAAGGAGGACAACAAGUGGGCGCGUUUGCGCAUCGCCGCGCGCAUCGCCACCAAGAAGCCCGUGGCGAAGCUUCCCGAGGCUGGGGGCCGGCGCCUGAGUCAGGCCUUGACCGGCCGCGGGCUGUCGCCCAAGCCGGAGGGGGCGGAGAUCUAGGGCGCGGCGUGAGACGCGCGGAGAACGGGGAAGAAGUGCGGACGGAGAGCAAAAAGGCGGCG